Messenger RNA from Schistosoma haematobium, 4549 nucleotides. Its product is annotated as Retinol dehydrogenase 14. Bases 3250 to 4218 code for a protein of 322 amino acids. The record is from RefSeq and is a predicted model, not a curated record. NCBI's taxonomy places the organism in Eukaryota, Metazoa, Platyhelminthes, Trematoda, Strigeidida, Schistosomatidae. The transcript is spliced from 4 exons.
GAUUGGAACGCCUUAGCGAACAAGUGGUAUCAGUCUCAUCAGUGAAUAUUUUCAAGGAGAAACUGGACCUUCACGGGAAGGCAAUCUGUCAGGAUUAACAUAGGUUCACCAACCUACUAUCCUUAUUACUGAGGACUGAAGAAAGUCGCGUUCUCUUGAUAGAAGUGGGUCACUACACGCUUAUCUCUGAGGUCACUUGAACAGCGCUCAAAGGUCGUCCUUGAAUUAUAGUCUCAGAGGCCCAAGUGGAUUACUUUUCCUUCUGAGUAUCUUUUGAAUUAACAGUUAGUUGAGGUCGGUCCUGGGAUAAAUACUCGGUAUCUACGGUUCCUUACGAUAAGAGGUUAUUAUUAUUAUUUCGAAUAUGUUUACCACCUGUCUUGACAAUUUUUUUUAAUGGAUAUAAACGUUUUAUGCCUAUUCGUUCAACAACUUAUGCUUUAUCAUAAUCGCUAAAGUACCUGUAAGCAACAUGACCAUUGAUUUGCCAUUAUAUGUGGUAUGCAAUGCCACAAAUGCACAGGGUGGCCUAAUAUUAGGCCCCUUUAUUUCCCCUUUCGUCCGCUUUAUUUCUCCUUUCUUCCCCUUUAUUUCCCAUUUUUGUGUUGCUUGGGAUGUGAUAUGCAUAGAUUUCACUUCAACUGCUUACAAUAGACUCAUCAAAUCUGAUGACAGGUGGGUAAUGGACACAGUUAAUAUAAAUUUUGAGGACAUGCUGAGUAAUAUAAUCAGUCUUCUGACCGGAUUGAGGGAAAUAUUGUCAACAGCUCUGAAAGAAAUCAGGUCCAAAACGCAUAGCCAACGAAAGAUAAGCGGUGGGCGCCAACUUCACUUGAGAUAUAUUGUAACUCAUCACCACACCAACACCAACGGUGUUAGAUUCCCUCGGCAAGCUUUCGUCUCCUAGCUUAACCUCCAAAUGCAACUGUGGUGUCUAGAAUGACUACCAUAGACGACUAUAGUCGUCUAUAGACCCCCAUAAAUGGCGUUAGAAACUUCAGCAUUGAAAGUUCUUAAAGCCUAGGUCUUGGAGAAAUUAUUUAGUGGUUCGACCGUAUAAUAUACUACCAAGAUUGUUCUACCGUAAAACAAGAAGGACUACGGCCUCUACGUACCCAGAGACCUAGGAAAUCAAUCAAAGUUCAUGUUAAUCCCUUAAUAGUCAUGAAUCUAGGAGACCGCUUUGAUAUAUUCCUCAGUUUACAAGAAAAAGAUGAUAGGAUGUUUUCGGAUGAUCUAAAUAAGGAGCUCAAGCUUCUCAAAAUUAAACUAACAACGGUCGUACAACGUACUGGAGGCAAGGAUACGAAGCUGCCGAGACUCCGCGUCACAUUCGCUAUUCAGUCAGUCAGCUAUUGCUGACGGCAUGGUGGAUAUUUUACUUGUCAGUUAAUUGCUCAAAUCUGGAAGGUAUAUGAGAUUGUUGUAGGAAAUUCAAACUUGGUAACCCACGUCCGCCAGCAUCCUCUACUACCUUUCCCCAUAAUGUGACAUGGUCAGCAUGACGUAUCACUAAAGGUUGGGCGACAUCAAAUAUAAAUGAGUACUGAUCUAGCUCUGUCGCUCCAGUAAGUACGGGUCUCCAAGAAUGGGUUUUAAAGUUGCUUCGUACUUUUGAUCGAUCGUCAACCAGAAACUCAGUCUAGGUUUGGUACGGCUAGAAAGGUUGGAUAACCUGUGUUGUUCCUGAUAAUGGUCCCUCACUUUUUCCCACUUCUAAUGCAUUGACAGCGUGUUGUAGCAAGGAGUUUCACUAUUUGAUGUGAAAGUUGGUAGUCAGCUGACAAGUAAUUGGUCAUGAGCUUGUGGAAUUUAUUGGAAUGUCCUCUUAAAUUCUUCUGUAAGACGGGAGAAUGUGUACUUUAGAUGGGAAAUUAUUAUUAAGCAGAUUAAAGAUAGUGUUUAAGUCAUGUCUAAUCCUUUUGUAUUACGACAGAGUAAUAGGCUUGGUUCAGCCAGCCCCUUAUGCACUGACUGCGAAACUACCUUGAGGCACUCAACUAGACACUUUUACAGCUAGACAACUUGGGGCAAACCCAUACGGUUUGCUAGUGUCCAACUAUAAAAUCAUUUAUCCCUAAAACAAAGUUACCGCUCGUCCCAAUAUUAUUCAACUUGGAUAACAGCCCGUUGUAUGAGACUUUGUCAAAAGCUUUGUUGAAGCCAAUGAAGGCUAAAUCUUUAAGCAGCUUUUGAUCUUUCAUGUCACAAUAACAUACUCGUGUUACCAAUAAGUUGGUGAGUUAUGAGUAAACUAUAAUUAAAAAAUUUGCUUUUCAAAGCAAAUGAAAGGGCUGUAAUGCAACAGAAUAAAUAUAAACUAAAAGGGUCAUGGAUUUCUGCCUCGAAAGACUUAUCGCUCACAGAUGGUGUAAAAAAAUGAGAUUCUGAAACAGCGAUACAGCUGAAAUUAAAUGCCGGUGAUGAAGAUCUCAGAAAGAUGGAUUUUAGGAAGUUUGGGCUUCUGAAGUGAGCAAUUCCGAAGUCGGUUUGGGUGCAGUACGAAUUCGUUUAAAUGGUUUUCAUGUUACAAAAAUGUUCAGAACUUGCUUAACAAAUCGUUACAACCCUGCGUACAGACAGACUCUAACGAACUGUAUGUAAUCGCCUUGACGAUCGUGGCUAAUUCAGUCGAUAGAGUACGCGAGUUCGUGAAAUUCGAAUAAGAGGUGGUUAAGACCAAAAGCAUAAAAGGCUAGGGGUAACAUCAUAGCAUCUCUUUGACUGUUGUGGUUGCCAAUAUAUAGUUAGUGAUUUGGUUGUGUCCAUGUUUUCACUAAUUUCAGUCACAAUAAUUUCAAGUAUUUUUCGUUUUAAAUGAACCACUCAGUGUUGUAUACCACGAUAGCUUUUAUUUAUCUGAUCCCCUUUCGUAAAUACCUCUGAUGAAUUGGUUACUUUAUAUCAUGUGUUCAUAUCCAUUUAUUUAUCAGAUGAGAAGUCACCUCACUGUUUCCGUUAAAUUGUGUUAAUAUUCUAGUCUUUGAAUGCUUCUGUCAAGUGUCCGUUAUGGACGUUUCAUACCCUGGAAAUCAAUGCCCGGUAGUGUUUGGGGUGGUAAACAACGGAAAAUCCCCCGUUUAACUAAUGCGCGUAAAGAAGCGUUUUUGGAUGAGCUUCUUAUUUCUCGCCAAAACCAUAUGUACCUUCAGAAACCGUAUUUCAGUGAAGAAGUUGAAGCUGUUACUCUAGCUGAUGAGAAAAAAAAACAAAACAAUCAAAACAAUAAAAAGUUAUAUUCCGUAAACAAUGCAAAAAUCUAAAAUUACUAAUCGAUUAUGUAGACUACCUGGUCGUUUAGAUGGGAAAUUAGUUAUUGUAACUGGUGCAAAUAUUGGUUGUGGACUUGAAUUAAGCGGUGAAUUAGCACGUCGUGGAUGUACUGUAAUUAUGGCAUGUCGAGAUUUAGAAAGAGGAUUUUUAGGAAAAGAAGUUCUACUUGAUCGAUUUGGUGAAAGAAGUCAAGGGAAAUGGAGAAAAUCACCAGCUGGUCCAGGAGUUGAACCAUUUCUUGAUGUUAUUAAAACAGCACAGUUAAUUGUUGAACAUUUGGAUUUAGCUUGUUUAGAAUCCAUUCGUCAUUUUGCUAAAAGCAUUUUAAGUCAAUAUACACGAUUAGAUAUAUUAAUCCAUAAUGCUGGAAUGAUGGCUACUAGUUACAUGGAAACACAUGAUGGAUUUGAAUUACAAAUGGGUGUUAAUCAUUUAGGUCCUGUAUUAUUAACUGAAUUAUUAUUACCAUUAUUAUAUAAUGGUGCACCAUCACGUGUUAUUGUAAUUGCUUCAAAUCUAUAUCAACAAGGUGAUAUUGAUGUGAAUAAUUUAAAUUUACGCGGUGAACAAUAUGGACCAUUUAAAGCAUAUAAUCAAUCAAAAUUAGCUAAUGUUUUAUAUGUUCGUGAAUUAGCUAAACAAUUAGAUGGUUUAAAAGUGAUACCAAUGGCUGUACAUCCUGGUGCAGUAAGAACAGAAAUAUCAAAUACAGGAGAUCAUAGAUAUCAGUUAUUUCUACGUGCUGUUGGUAUAAGUCCAUGGGAAGGUGCACAAACUGCAUUAUAUUGUACAUUAAUUAAUGAUCCAGUACCUGGUGGAUAUUAUUCUAAUUGUGAAAGAGAAGAAUUAACUGAAAAAGCAUUAAAUGAAUCACUUAGUAAAAAAUUAUGGGAUGCAUCACGUGAAAUGGUUGGUUUACCACCGAAUUUAUUAAGUUUACCAUAACAAGAAAAAAAGAAAAAAAAGAAAAAUAAUUCUCACAAUUUUCUUUUCUUUUUUGUUCUUCUUCUUCUUCUUCAUAUUUUGUUAACAUUUUAUGCUGGUUAUUAUUCAUUAAAAGAAUGUUUUUUUUCACUUUUUUGUUUUACUCAAUAUGUACUCUUAACUUUAUAAUAAUAAUAAUAAUAAUAAUAAUAAUAAUGAUAUAAUAAUUAUUGAUUUUUUUGUGGUUACCUUAUCAACAAAAUGUAUAUUUCAUUAUUAACAUUAUCAAUUAUUACGUUUAUUAUUGUUAUUAUUGAUUAUUGAUAAUAAAUAGUUUAUAAUAAUAACUGAC